Molecule: messenger RNA, 893 nt
Organism: Pseudoliparis swirei
Lineage: Eukaryota; Metazoa; Chordata; Actinopteri; Perciformes; Liparidae
Gene: btf3l4
Product: basic transcription factor 3-like 4
Exons: 6
Coding region: 94-570 (158 amino acids)
Source: RefSeq, a predicted model, not a curated record
GAAAAAACCGUCUGUUGUGUGACGUAAUCUCUUCCUCAUAGCCUCCAUCUUUCGCCACCGCAUGCCUGUGUGGAUAUUUGACCAGGUGAGAACAUGAAUCAGGAAAAACUGGCAAAACUUCAAGCCCAGGUCCGGAUAGGGGGAAAGGGAUCUGCACGCAGGAAGAAGAAGGUGGUCCACAGAACGGCGACAGCUGAUGACAAGAAGCUUCAGAGUUCACUCAAGAAGUUGGCUGUCAACAAUAUCGCUGGAAUUGAGGAGGUGAACAUGAUCAAGGACGACGGGACUGUGAUCCACUUCAACAACCCCAAAGUUCAGGCCUCUCUGUCCGCCAACACCUUCGCCAUCACGGGCCACGCCGAGACCAAGCAGCUGACGGAGAUGCUUCCCGGCAUCCUCAGUCAGCUGGGAGCAGACAGCCUCAGCAGCCUGCGCAAACUGGCGGAGCAGUUCCCUCGGCAAGCUCUCGACAGCAAGGCUCCAAAGGUUGAGGACAUUGAGGAAGAGGAUGACGAUGUCCCAGAUCUGGUGGAGAACUUCGAUGAAGCGUCAAAGGACGAGGCAAACUGACGCACGCGGAGUUCACCUGCGCCCAGGCGGGACUGCAAUGAAGCAAGGAAACCUCCUCCGGUUUUUUAAAAGUCUAGUCCUCCAGACACAUCAGACGCUUACACCAACCAGAGACUUUUCUAUCUCACACUGGCCCAAGGAUGUGCGAGUCAGACUUGGCUUGUGCACUUAUAACAAAAACAAAAUAAAAAAACACCCUAUUCUGGUAAACCAUCAAAUCCCUUCGACCACACGCGUGUCAGUCGUGGUCAGGAUGACAGUGGUCAUUAAAGCUAGUCUUACGACUUUUUGUUUAUCAAACAAAAUAAAGGUGAUUAACAUUU